GCCUUUGUUGCCAUUGGUGACUACAACGGCCACGUGGGCCUGGGGGUGAAGUGCUCCAAGGAGGUGGCCACAGCCAUCCGUGGGGCCAUCAUCCUGGCCAAGCUGUCUAUCGUCCCUGUCAGAAGGGGUUACUGGGGUAACAAAAUCGGCAAACCCCACACUGUGCCCUGCAAGGUGACUGGCCGCUGCGGCUCUGUCCUGGUGCGUCUCAUUCCAGCCCCCCGUGGUACCGGCAUCGUGUCUGCCCCAGUGCCCAAGAAGCUGCUCAUGAUGGCUGGAAUCGAUGAUUGCUACACCUCUGCCAGGGGCUGCACCGCCACCCUCGGCAACUUUGCCAAGGCCACGUUUGAUGCCAUCUCCAAGACUUACAGCUACCUGACCCCUGAUCUGUGGAAGGAGACAGUCUUCACAAAGUCUCCCUACCAGGAGUUCACUGACCAUCUGGCCAAGACUCACACCAGGGUGUCUGUGCAGAGGGGCCAGGCUGUGCAGGCUGCUGCCUCCUAAACAUUUUGUAUAGGGAAUCGUUGAAUAAACGUUCUGGAACACCA
Molecule: messenger RNA, 551 nt
Organism: Haplochromis burtoni (Burton's mouthbrooder)
Lineage: Eukaryota; Metazoa; Chordata; Actinopteri; Cichliformes; Cichlidae
Gene: rps2
Product: ribosomal protein S2
Biological process (GO): translation
Cellular component (GO): cytosolic small ribosomal subunit; ribosome
Molecular function (GO): structural constituent of ribosome; RNA binding
Source: RefSeq, a predicted model, not a curated record